UUGACGUUUGACUUGUCAAACUGGUUUUAACUGACCAAAAUUCAAAUUUUCAACCGUCUGAAAGGUGUACCGGCGAGAAUUUUGUGCUUUAACGUUUUAAUGAGGAAAUUUUGUCUUUUUAUUUGAAAUGAGUGACGAUUUUAAGCGUAAAUUGUCGGAAAUGGAAGAUCUGAGUGAAAACAUCAUCGCCACCAAGCCUUGGGCCCAGCAGCUCCUCGCCAACACCCAGAAGCUCACCAGAAAAGCCGUACUAAACUGGUGCAAUAUAGUAUGCAAGAUCGGCGAGGCCGAACUCGACAUCGACGAGUAUGUCUCCAUCUUCGUCACCCAAGUUCAAAACUUGUAUGAAGAACUCAUAACAGACGUGGACGCAAUUCAAGAAAAGAGCUUGGACAAAAUCGCGAGAUUGCUAGAACAGAUGCAGAAUUUGUGUCGCGACUUGCACAUCGACAUUCCCACCUUUAACUACGAGGAGGUGCCUCUGUGCGAUUUGUACCGACUCGUCCAGCAGAGGGUGCAGGAGUUCGAGGCCUUGGCCGAAAUCCGCAGGAAGGAGUUGAGGGAGUUGCACCAGAAGCAGCUGAAGUUGUGCAAGAACUUGGGCAGGGAGCCGAGAUUGCUGGCCGAGUCGCCGCUGCCGCUGCCGAAGGACGUGGAGGGGCUGAGGGUGUUUGUAGAGACUUUAGAGAAUGACGCAAUCGAACGCGAAGAAAAAUUCUUCCAGUUGAAGGAAGAGAUCCAAGAAAUCGUGAACGAACUCCAAUCCCCUCCGAGCCUCGAUUUCGAGAAGGACAUUUUAAAUCUAACAAAUACGGAGGUGCGCAUUGCAGACACCGAGAUGGAACAACUCGAAUCUUACCAUAAUCGCUUGGUUAAACAACUCACCAACGUGAAGGAAGAAAUCGCCGAACUGAGGAACAAAGUCGACGAUCUGUGGAACAAGCUCGAAACGGACAUCGCCGAAAGAGAUGCCUUCAGACAAAGGAACACCGGCAACUCCCUCGAAACUCUUAACGCUCUGAAGGCCGAAGUGAAGAAACUGGAAGAAAUGAAGAAAGCCAACAUCAAAGUCUUCAUCAUGAAGCAGCGCCAAGAGCUAGCCGACUGGUGGGAAAAAUGCCAUUGCACGGAAAACGAAAAGAGCGAAUUCACAUUCUACUAUUCAGAGUGCUACAACGAGGACUUGUUCGAACUCCACGAAAGGGAGAUCGAGAAGUGGAAGGCGUACUUCGAGGAGAAUAAGGAGAUGUUUGCAUUGCUGUUAGAGUACAAGAACUUGUGGAAUCAUCACUUGGAAUUGGAACUGAACUCGGGAGGCGCCAAUAGGUACAAGAACAGAGGUGGGCAGCUGCUGAUGGAGGAAAAGCUGAGGAACAAGUUCCGGAAAAGAAUCCCGAAGAUCGAGGAGACGUUGACAAAGCUUGCGGAAACAUUCUUCGUGCGGAAGGGGCGGCAUUUCCGUACUUUCGGAAGGACGAUUCAAGAGUAUAUCGGUAAACUCCACGAGGACGAGGACAAGGAAUUUAAACUGAAGCUAAGCGCCAAGAAGCAACAAAGAGAGCAGGCCUCAACUGUGGGCAGGUCCCGCAUGAAUCUCUUCCCCUCCACCGCCAGCGCCCUUAACCCCACGCUAACACCCCGCGCGUGCUCCAAAAGAAAAAUUAUCACCACUCCUUUCACCGAACCCUUCAAAAAACUCAAAACCGGAAGUACGAAUAAGGUCUCAAAGACCGGACUUCCCAAGUUGAACGUUUCGAGAAACAAACGGAGAUCUGCGAGGAGGGAGAAGCUGAGGCACAGGCUCUCUUUUAAGUCGAGUAAGAGUUCGAAUAAGGAGAACCACAACGAGACGGCCUCCACAAGUUACCACGACUUUGAGAAAGAGGUCUCGACGAAGAAUAAUUGUCGAAGUACGGCAUUCGUUCUGAAAGAGACGGAAGCGCUGCCUUUUACUCCUGUGAAAGGGGAGAAUUUUUUGACGCCAGGAGUGGCUUUUCUUCAAAAGACGCCGCGCCCAAAACGAGUCGUCAAGUAAGGAAGAGCUGCUUUAAAUUUGUGUGUUUUAAAGUUUUAUUAAUUUUAAUUUUUUAUUAUUAAAGAGAAUUGUACUUAAUUGCGUCCCGUUUUUUAGUUGAGUUGAAGGUGCUCUCUGUGUUUAACAUGUGUAUUCAUAGUUUAUAAAGUGUACAAAAUAUAUUAUUUAACAUG
Zophobas morio is the source of this 2208-nucleotide messenger RNA. RefSeq names its product protein regulator of cytokinesis 1-like. The transcript has 5 exons. Bases 128 to 2035 code for a protein of 635 amino acids. The record is from RefSeq and is a predicted model, not a curated record. Gene Ontology annotation, biological process: mitotic spindle midzone assembly; microtubule cytoskeleton organization. NCBI's taxonomy places the organism in Eukaryota, Metazoa, Arthropoda, Insecta, Coleoptera, Tenebrionidae. Gene Ontology annotation, molecular function: microtubule binding. Gene Ontology annotation, cellular component: mitotic spindle midzone; cytoplasm; spindle.